Drosophila guanche is the source of this 465-nucleotide messenger RNA. It is a transcript of the gene SmF, whose product is annotated as small nuclear ribonucleoprotein F. The transcript has a single exon. The record is from RefSeq and is a predicted model, not a curated record. Gene Ontology annotation, molecular function: RNA binding. Gene Ontology annotation, biological process: mRNA splicing, via spliceosome; spliceosomal snRNP assembly. The coding region runs from base 109 to 375 and encodes 88 amino acids. Lineage: Eukaryota; Metazoa; Arthropoda; Insecta; Diptera; Drosophilidae. Gene Ontology annotation, cellular component: U1 snRNP; catalytic step 2 spliceosome.
ACCAUCCCUAUUUCUGCUUCACACUUUUUCCACGCGAAAAGCCCGGCAUUUUUACCAUAUUUCCUUGUUUUCACUCUUAAAUCGUUUAAUAAUAAUAAAACAAACACAAUGUCUGCUGGUAUGCCAAUCAACCCCAAACCAUUUCUUAAUGGUCUCACUGGAAAACCCGUGCUGGUGAAACUCAAAUGGGGACAGGAAUACAAAGGCUUCUUGGUCUCCGUGGACGGCUACAUGAAUAUGCAAUUGGCCAACACAGAGGAAGUCAUCGAGGGUUCUGUCACCGGCAAUCUGGGAGAGGUGCUGAUACGCUGCAACAAUGUACUCUACAUAAAGGGCAUGGAGGAUGACGACGAGGAGGGUGAAAUGCGCGACUAAGAACGCGGAUAAAGGAAUGCUACUUGGAAACUCUACUUAUAUUAAGUGUAUAAAACUAAUGAAAUAAAUAAGUAUUUAUUUUGUAGUCGA